GAGUGCGCGGUGCGAGCCGAGUGGAGCCGAGAGAGCGAGAGCUGACGCCGCGACGGACGUGGGGACGGGCUGGAACUGGAACUGACUUGUGGCGAGUGACAGGUGGUUUGACGUUUCGUCGGUCGCCAUCGUCGUCGUCGUGCCAACGACAGCGCGCGGCCUGCCAUAUUGCACGUUGAUCGUCCCGAGGCCGCGAGCCUUGCGUUCCGCCGUCGUGCGACUCGAUGACCGAGUGAGCAGCUACGCGUUCGUGGUGCAACGAGUCCGCGGGCUGCCGCCGCCGCGCGUUCAUUGUUCACACCCCUCGGUCACGGCCCAGCGGUCGCGGCAAGAAGCAGCAGCGAGCCUUCCACCACACGAUCCACGAGCGCGUACAAGAUGUCGACCGGUCCAUACAAUUAUUCCUACAUCUUUAAGUACAUCAUCAUAGGGGACAUGGGAGUGGGCAAGUCAUGCCUGCUUCAUCAGUUCACAGAAAAGAAAUUUAUGGCGGACUGUCCACACACCAUCGGCGUCGAAUUUGGGACGAGGAUUAUAGAAGUAGCGGGGCAGAAGAUAAAACUGCAGAUAUGGGACACUGCUGGGCAAGAGCGAUUUAGAGCAGUUACCAGAUCGUACUACCGCGGUGCAGCUGGAGCAUUAAUGGUGUACGAUAUUACGCGUCGUUCGACGUAUAAUCAUCUCAGUAGCUGGCUGACGGACACGAGGAAUUUAACAAACCCAAGCACUGUUAUAUUCUUAAUUGGUAACAAAAGCGAUCUCGAAGGACAACGCGAUGUUACCUACGAAGAGGCGAAGCAGUUUGCCGACGAACAUGGCUUAAUGUUUGUCGAGGCCAGCGCUAAAACAGGACACAAUGUGGAGGAAGCCUUCUUGGAAACAGCAAAGAAAAUAUUCCAAAGUAUACAAGACGGGCGAUUGGACCUAAAUGCAGCAGAAUCUGGUGUACAACAUAAUCCCAGUCAGCCAGGUCGCACCAGUCUUCAAGGAGUGUCUAAUGAACAGCAGGGAGGGAAGGAUUCCUGCUCCUGUUAGGUCUUAUUAUUUGUUUGUAUAUAGAUAUAUUAAUUGACCGGUACUAUUAAUGCAUAUGAUUUGUACUAAGUGUAGUUGACAGAUUGUCUCUUGUAGUCUAUAUCCUCCCUUUGAUAAGCGAAGUCCACUUAAAAAAAAAAGAGAAUGAAAUACGUUCAGAAUGAUCUUUUUUUAAUUAGCGCCAAUUUACGAUGUUCAAUACAAUGUUACAAGUAUUCGACACAAUGUAGAGACGUGCGUUGUAAAAAUGAUUCCGAUAAUAUUGCUAACUUUUGACGCGUGCAGAGUCCGUGAUCUGUCGAUAAAUACGGCUUUUGUAUAAUUAUUGCAAUUUAUGUACUAUUUUCACGUAGACGUUUUGUAUAUUUCAUGCAUUUUUUGCCGAGUCAGGUAAAGGAAAAUAAUUCAUUUAGAAUAUACAUAUAAUGUCAUAUGUAGAAGCACAUAUGUAGAAGCCAAUCAACCUUUCUCAUGUGUUCGACUGAAAUUUUCUGUUGGAACGACUCAACGGCAUACACAGGCGAUGGAAUUUACAUUCGACUAAUUUAUACGUGCAUGGGAGGAUUGCAUAUUUGUUGUAACAUGCAAGCUCUUGCUUUAAAAGAUUUAAUGAAAAUUAAAUUAUAAGCGGUCAGGUUUUUUCUCAAUCUCACUUUUUAAACCUGCUUUACCUGAUAAGAUAUGCACAUCCAUGCGAGCUUCGUGAUUUCCGUUAUCGUUCGUACUAAUUAUAGAUUGAGAAAGAGAAAGUAGGGAUCAAAAAUUUACUUCUUUUUUUCAAUUAAUAUCUAAAAGAUAUAUCUCUAUUCUUGAUGAAAUAUGAAUAUAUAUACAUACACAUAUAUAUGUAAAUUUAACAUUGUUUUUAGUGACAAAUUAAAGAUUAUUAUUCGUCUUUCAUUUGUAAUAUCAAUUGAAAAUCCAGUUUCGGUUUGUAGAAUUUAAAUGAGCGGAUAUGUGUCGCUUGAAUAUUACACGAAACAAUGUAGUCUGAGAUAUCGUGCAUUGUUUCCCGCAUUUUUUUAUCCACCCAGGGAAUCUUUAACUUGACAUAUACUAAUUCUAUGCUUUAUAUUAGAGAACAGUAUUAGCAAGAUCUUAUUUUUCACGUUACCUGUUCUACCGAGGGUUCACAUAAACGUGUAAGCUAAUUUAACAUUAAUAAAUUAAUUAGUGUUCUUUCACACACGCGCGCGCGCACACACACACAAACAAAGUUAAACUCUAUCUUGUUAUGUUAAUGGUACAAACGUAAUAUUAACAGGGCUAAGGCGCCAAAAAGGAGGUAAAAGAGAAAACAAAAUGAAAAGCAACAUGCAACGAACACAAUGAUUUACGUUCUCUUCGGCGUUGUGCGACUUGUAAACGAUUUGUAUUCGGUAGCAUAAGAAAAUGCGAAGGAUCGCCUCGAAUAAACUUGACCAAAAUUUUAUCCGUCUGUUUGAACUUGAA
Molecule: messenger RNA, 2487 nt
Organism: Vollenhovia emeryi
Lineage: Eukaryota; Metazoa; Arthropoda; Insecta; Hymenoptera; Formicidae
Gene: Rab14
Product: ras-related protein Rab-14
Exons: 7
Coding region: 379-1035 (218 amino acids)
Biological process (GO): Golgi to endosome transport; endocytic recycling; defense response to bacterium
Cellular component (GO): phagocytic vesicle; trans-Golgi network; recycling endosome
Molecular function (GO): GTP binding; GTPase activity
Source: RefSeq, a predicted model, not a curated record